This is a messenger RNA of Ichthyophthirius multifiliis, 1541 nucleotides long. RefSeq lists its product as hypothetical. Gene Ontology annotation, cellular component: plasma membrane. The record is from RefSeq and is a predicted model, not a curated record. The transcript is spliced from 2 exons. NCBI's taxonomy places the organism in Eukaryota, Ciliophora, Oligohymenophorea, Hymenostomatida. Gene Ontology annotation, molecular function: calcium-activated cation channel activity.
AAUAAGAAUGUGACUUAGAAGGAAACAUGAAAAAUUUUACAGGGACUGCAUUUGUUUCUUUUAAUUCUUAGCUUCCUAUUAGACCUAUUCUUAAAGAAUGGGGACAUAAUUCCAGAAGAAGUAUUAUGCAUUUUUUUUUUUCUUGGUAUAAAAAUCCAUAUUAAACAUUUCUAGGAAGAACUUUAAUUAUUACACCUGUAUUAGAUAUUUUUUUCUUUUUGUAUAUUUUUCUUUUUUUUAAUAAAGGCCCCUGCUCCUACUGAUAUUUUAUGGGAAAAUCAACGGUUUUCAUUUUUUAGAGUUUGGAUUAAUAACUCUCUUAUUAUAGUUGUUAGUUUUGCAAUUCUUUUAGCAAGCUUUUAUAUAUAAUUUCUUGUUAUGGCUUAUGUAUAUCCUUUUAAAAAAGAGGCUAAUUUAGAUAUAUAUAAUAGAAUAAGGGCCCUUUUAAUGUCUUUAAUUGUAGUUGUAGUGAAUUCUAUAAUAAGAUUAGUUGUUAUAUAUUUUACUAGAUUACAAAAACUAGAUUCAUAAGUAAAAUAUAAUUCCGCAUUUAUAAACAGAUUUGUAACACUAUUAUUCUUUAAUAGUGCAUUCAUGCCAUAUUUGGUACACGGAAGAUGGGAUGAAUCAAAUUCCAGUAGUUUAUUGUUAUAAGACAUACAUUUUAUAUUUCUUGCAAAUGCCGUAACAGAGCCAAUUACGAAAGUAUUUAAUGUUUUUUGGUUUUAUAGAUUAUAUAAGCAGCAUAAAAUAAAAAAAUACAAAAAGUACGAUCCUAGAAAUUGCCCAUUUACACAACAUGAAGCCAAUUAGUGGUUCGAAGGUCCAACAUUUAGUUUAGCCAACUCUUAUGCUUUCAUUGGAAGAACGUUAGUAUUAACAACAUGGUAUGCUUCUGUAGCUCCUUUAGGAAUUAUAUUUUCUAUAUUUGGGUUAAUUGUUAAUUAUUAUGUAGAUAGAUAUUUCUUAUUAAAAAUAUCUUCUUGUCCGGAAACCUAAGAUGAGGAAAUAUGUAAAACAAUGAUAAAUUCUUUAGAAUUUCUACCUGUUAUUUAUCUUUGUGGGGUAAUAGAAUUUUAAGCUCGAUUGAAAGUGAGUGAAAAUUUACUUUAUUUUUUUACACAAUUUUUCAAUUAUGGAAUUACUUCGGCUGGAAUAUUCCUUUGUGCAACUGGCUAUUUAGUUCUUUUUAAAAGAGAAAUGCCCAAGCCUGCACUUUCAGAAGCUUCGUAUGAAGAAGCUAAAAUAUUUUUUAGAACAGAUUACGAUUUAGUAAACCCAAUAACUUAAUAAAAGGCAAAUUAAGAAUGGAUGCAUUCUAUAAAUAAAAAAAGAGUCAAUAAUUUAGGAAAUAUUCCAAACACAAACAUGAUGCUGAGAAAUACAACUAGGCAAACUUUGGGAUUUGGAAGAUCUACUUUUAUAUAACGAAAUGAAAGUACUAAAUCAUUUGAAAAAAGGCAAAUUAUUGAACUUGAAAAUAUUAAUUUAUCUCCAUAGUCUACACCUAAAAACAAUUAAAAAUGAAAAAAAUAAAAAAA